Messenger RNA from Mesocricetus auratus (golden hamster), 3521 nucleotides. It is a transcript of the gene CUNH4orf33, whose product is annotated as chromosome unknown C4orf33 homolog. NCBI's taxonomy places the organism in Eukaryota, Metazoa, Chordata, Mammalia, Rodentia, Cricetidae. The transcript is spliced from 7 exons. The record is from RefSeq and is a predicted model, not a curated record. Bases 448 to 1047 code for a protein of 199 amino acids.
GAUUUUUUUUUUUUUAUAUUUCUUCUCUUCUUUCUUUUUGUAGGACAACCGAAAACUGUGACGGGAGCAGGCACUAGAUACAUAGUUGCGUUGCUCUGCGUGUCUUGGUUUGGCAGACCCCAGGCGUUUGUGGGGCGUGUGCGGGGAGGGCUGUGGGUCCUGGGGUGAGGGGACUCGGAGUCCUCCGCAAGUGAGCUUGGAGCUGUGGCUUCUAGGUCUGGAAGUAGUGACCCUCCUGCUGCUAGAAAAGAGAGCCCUUGUCGAAUGUUUAAUCCGGUCACGUAGUCGGGUUUCCGGCUACCCUGCAAACCCUGCAGUUUCAGAACUCCGAGUCCUGCCCCCUAGAGCUUGUGCUGGGCGGAGCCUGACAGGGAGCCCUCCUCUAAGACCUGAGCUGGAGACCACAACCAAACUAGAACUAACAGCUUCCGGGUGUGUGUUCUAUAGAUGGAUUUUAGAAUUGAAUACACUUGGGAUGGCUUUCCAGUGAAGCAUGAGCCAGUGUGUGUCCGGCUGAGUCCAGGGGAAAAGGGUGUGAAGAUGGAAGUUAGUGCUCCAUUUUUCAAUGAUCCUCCAGCUCCUCUUGGAGAAGCAGGAAAGCCUUUCAGUGAACUGUGGAAUUACGAAGUUGUAGAAGCAUUUUUCUUGAACGAUACAACUGAGCAGUAUUUAGAAGUUGAACUUUGUCCACAUGGACAGCAUUUAGUUCUUUUACUCUCUGGAAGAAGAAAUGUUUGGAAAAAAGAGCUCGCAUUAUCAUUCAAAGUGUUCAGAGGAGAGACAAACUGGAAAGGCAUAGCUUUUCUUCCUUGGAGUUAUUUUCCACCAAAUGUGACAAAAUUCAACUCAUUUGCCAUCCAUGGGUCAAAUGAUAAAAGAAGUUAUGAAGCCCUUUACCCAGUGCCACAGCAUGAACUCCACCAAGGACAAAGACCUGAUUUCCACCGUCUAGAAUAUUUCAAGCCUUUCAGUUUUAACACCCCGCUUGGAGAAGAAUGGAAGCAGCCAGAAUCAGACUUGUGGCUAAUAGAGAAACCUGAUAUGUAGAAGUAUAGUAGAUAACCAACCAUGUCAAUCAUUUCUCCUCUGUAUUUUUUAAGGUAAUCUAAUAAGAUAUGUAAACACAUUUCAACAACAAACAUUUUAACAGAUGUCACUAAAAUGUAUCUCUGUGGCAAAUUAUAUGUGACUAACAAAGAAAUUGAAAUUAUGUGUAAUGUAAAGUAAUUUUUACUUAAAUAUCCUGUUCAUCCUUGAAAUUAGUAGAAAACAAUAAUCUAUUUCAGUUGAUGAGAUGGUCUAUAUCUGUUAAGUCAUCAAGAUAGAAGAUUUAUUUAACUAGAUAUUUUUACUGUAUAGGAAGAAAUGAAAUAGUCUUUUUUUUUUUUUUUUUUGGUUUUUCGAGACAGGGUUUCUCUGUGGCUUUGGAGGCUGUCCUGGAACUAGCUCUUGUAGACCAGGCUGGCCUCGAACUCACAGAGAUCCGCCUGCCUCUGCCUCCCGAGUGCUAGGAUUAAAGGCGUGCGCCACCAACGCCCGGCCUGAAAUAGUCUUGAAUCCUGGAAAUAGAGUUGCUACUUUUACUUACAGAUAAGUAAUAUUUUCUUAAUGCUUUUAACCAAGAUGUCAGAAAUCUUCAUUUGAUUUUUGAAGUGUCAAACAUUCCUGGUUGAAGUUAGACUCAAAUAUAAUAAAUCAAUAGCCCCUGUUACAUAAAUGGAUCAUGCAAACAAAAAUGCCAACAUAAGGAGCCUCAUAGUGAAACUGCACCACAGAUCAAAUAGACACAGCUGCAGAGUGCUCCACCAACAGCUGCAAAAUGAACUUUAUUUUCAGGGGCUCAUCACUUUCCAGAAUAAGACUAGUAACAUGUUUGUUGCAAUUCAGAUGGCUGUAGCUGCUUGGGUUAUCUAUACCAGAAGACUUUUAGAUCUGAUAAAUCAAUUCAGCCAAGUGGCACAUAGAGCAGUCAGCAUAUAUGCAGAAAUAAUAGCGUUCCCCCCCACCACCACCAAUAACCAAUUACCAAGAAAGAAAUCAGGAAAGCAGUCUCAUUCACAGCAAAAAGAAUAUCUAGGAACAAGCCUUGUGCAUUAGUUGCAUUUCUCCCUGUAGUUACAAGAUAAUUGACAAAAAUAAUUCUGAAGGAGGAUAUAGUCCAUCAUGAUGAGGAAAGCAUGACAACAAGAAUGUGAGGUGACUGGUCACAUUGUGUCUACAGUCAGAAAACAGUAAGAUAGCUAUCCUUAAAAAAGUAACAAAUGCCAGUGAAGGUAAGGAGAAGGACGGCCCUUGUUUACUAGCCAUAAGGAUUUGUAUUAGUCCUGUCAACUGUGGAAAUCAGUAUGGAGAUUCAGAAACACUGGAAAUAGAGCUAUCAUAUGAUCCAGCUCUACUAGUUCUGAGUACAUCCCCGGGGGAAUUCAAAUCAGCAUAAUUCAGAGACACCUGCAUAGCUGUGUUCAUCACAGUUUCAAGCUAUGGCAUCAGUCUAGGUGUCUGUCGACUGAUGAAUGAAUAAAGAACACACACACACACACACACACACACACACACGAGACAGAGACAGAAAUGACAUACUAUUCAGCCAGAAGAAGAACAAAAUCAUGCCAUUUUCAGGAAAAUGGAAGAAAAUUAAGUCAGACUCAUGGUUUUUCCUUAUCUAUGAAAGUUAAGCAAAGCAAAACAUCUGAAUAUUGGACAGUAUCUUAUUAGAAAUGUGGAAGAUGAUUUAAGGAGAGGAUAGGGAUAGGAAAAAGAUGUGGUGGGGAAUAAAAAUGUCCACAGCUGUAUGCAUGUAUAAAUAUGCCAAAGUAAAAUCCACUAUCCUGUGUAAUUAAUAUAUACAAAUUAAAAGUCUAGAACUCACAAAUUUUGUACUGUUUCAGAGCUUGCCUUCUAAUAAGGUCUGUGAACUUCUGCAUCAUAUUUAGUCCUUCUCAACAUCAUUAGCUCAGAGGCCAGACUCACAGAAGGUAAAGUUUAUCACUUAAACACUUUUUUGCCUAUCAACGGUAUAGUUUCCCCAUCUCCUUCCAUUAAAAAAAAAAAGAUUAUUUGUGUGUGUGUUUGUUGCUAUUGUUGCUUCUUUUAUAACAGAAGCUGAAAUUCUAGAGCCUUUUCUUGGAAAUGUUAUUUCCACAAAAACAAAGCCCCCCCCUGUAUUUUCCCAGAUUCCUUUGCAGGUAGUAUGGCCAUGGAAUGGUUUGUGUCAUGUGCUGUAUAACAACAUUUUGAUUAGUAACAGACUGCUGGUGCUGCUUUUGUAACGCUCUACUUGAGCUGAAAUGUGAUAACAUAGCCAUUGUAAUAUUAUGGCACAAUGUACUACAUGUCUGUGGUAAUAUUUACAUAAAGAAACCUACUGAACUGCCAGUUGUAUCAAAUAUAACAAUGUGUAUGGCACAAAAUGCUUGACAAUGAUGAUAAAUGACUGUGUGACUUGCUUAUGAAUUUAGUAUACUGUACUUUCAUCAUCAUUUUGGAGCAUAUUUCUUAUUAAAAGUUUUAUGGUAGAAUAA